Fomitopsis serialis is the source of this 1719-nucleotide messenger RNA. RefSeq lists its product as uncharacterized. The transcript is spliced from 10 exons. Lineage: Eukaryota; Fungi; Basidiomycota; Agaricomycetes; Polyporales; Fomitopsidaceae. The coding region runs from base 1 to 1719 and encodes 572 amino acids. The record is from RefSeq and is a predicted model, not a curated record.
AUGCCCAGCCUAUCUUUUAAUGGAGAUAUUCUCCUGCUGUCGGCGUUGUACUACCCAAGCGAUGGACUGCUCGAACGAUCCGUCCCCGUUGUGACGACGUUCGAAGGAGGGAGGAACUGGGUCGACGUGGAGCGCAUCAUGACGCGCGACUUCCAGAUCUUCUCCCGGACUAUAGCAGUCCGUGACGACCAGGACAAGCUACAUCGUUUCAUGCUGUUUUGGCAGACCCAAACGCACGAUAGGCAUCCUCGCGCUCUCCGCAUUAACGAGCCGGCGAAGGCAGUCGUCCCUGGACAUACGUUCCGGGGUGAUCUCCUCAUCAUGCGUAUCGGUGUACGUCGUCCAUACACACAUCUCACAGAUAGCGGGGAGAAGGCGUUUGCACGGGCGGCCCUUCGAAGAUUCCUGGAUACCGCGACGCAUAUUACGGAGAUGCGCCAGGCGAACAACAGCGACAUCCGCACGAUCAUGCCAGCAGACCUGGACGGGCAUUUCCUCCGAGUCGCGUCGCCACGCAACUCGGGGAGUCGAUAUGUUUUCGAGUUCGACAAUGAGGACGUCGCGGCGCUAAUGACGGCUUACGUCAUGCUCUCACGCCCCGCGACCUCAGCGCUUCAGUCCGACGACUUGCAGCCCGUCAUGCUACAUGCGGCGGCGCUCAACGCUCACAGCGUCCACCAUCCCGCAGCUGCAGCACCUCCGUCGCAGCCCCGCCGUCGUUGUCCGUCCGAAGCCCGCCCGGAACGAAGGAACCCGCCAGCCGGCGGGUCGAAGCACGGCGGCUUAGCCCGCGAGGACGUCCGCCAGGUCGACAUAGGAGAUGCGCGACGACUCUCUGCGAAACGUUGGCAGGAUGUCGCUUUUAUGCGGAGUCCUGUAAGUGCGCUCUUCGCGUGUCCUUACCCGAAGCUGACCAUUCGCGGGGGACUGUCGUCGAUGGCGGAUUCAUCGCCACCCGAAAGCGACCCACAGGUCCUAGGCGUCGACCACCUCCGUUUCACGCCCUCGACUCUGGACGGGGCAGUGUCAGCUACGCGGCGGGCGCUGAUCGUUGUCGCAGCAACAGAAGCAAAGUCGGCGAGCUCCAAGUCGCGCAGCCGGGGGAGCGGUACCGUAGGAGGGGCCAUGCCCGGGUGCGAAGAAGAGAAAACCCCUUACCACGUACUUGCCGCGCCGAAUGCGCUAGCGAAGGCGACGCUUUGCGCGAAGAUAUGCGAACUGCAGCCCACACCUCGCCCGCCCAUCCGUCGCCCCGGUCUCGCCCCGGUCGUCCGUUUUGGUUUCGACCAUGCGUUGAUGACCGGGCGCGAUCGCAACUGUUACGACCUCGGUUACUACAGUCAGGUAUCUGGGCGCCGCACAAUGCAAGACCUCAGUCAUAAGAGCGCGCAGAAGAACCAGGGGCUCCCCGACAUCGUAGGUCUUUACGUUGACUUCACGGCGACACUCUUGGACAUAGUAGGCGAUCCUACACGCAGCCCUGGCGAGACCUUGGAUGUCGCCAUCGCUCCUUGCGCCACUGAAGUUGACCUGAUCGCGAAGCCCGCGACCAAAGCUGCUGUUAACGACCCCGUUGACUAUCGCCCCGCUGUCUAUGAAGCUGGCAGCGAUGUAUCUCUCCUCAUCAUACCGGGCCAAGGACCGAAAUCACAAGCAGACAUUGACGUGUUUCUGCGGCCGCUUCCACUGAUACGCGGACCUCAAAGGGACGGGCGAUGA